Molecule: messenger RNA, 540 nt
Organism: Knipowitschia caucasica
Lineage: Eukaryota; Metazoa; Chordata; Actinopteri; Gobiiformes; Gobiidae
Source: the annotation of a GenBank genome assembly
AUGGGGAUCUCUGCCUGGUACAUGGACUCUUCUGAUGAGGACCAGAGGGACCCGCACCAGCUGGACCCGAACCAACCCGUCUCUGCAGAAGAACUCCAGAGACUCGGGGUCUUUCACUGGGAACUAAAUGCUGAUAUUUAUGAAAAUGACCCAGAACUGGAGAAGAUCCGUAAAGAACAAGGAUAUUCCUACAUGGACAUAAUCACUAUCCACAAAGACACGCUGCCAAACUACGAAGACAAGCUGAAGAUGUUCUUCGAGGAGCACUUGCACCUGGACGAUGAGAUCCGGUACAUUCUGGACGGUCAGUCCUACUUCGACGUCAGAGGCAAAGACGAGCGAUGGAUCCGGAUCUCCAUGAGCAAAGGGGAUCUGAUCACACUACCCGCUGGUAUCUACCAUCGCUUCACCCUGGACCACACUAAUUACACAAAAGCCAUGAGGCUGUUUGUGGGAGAACCCGUGUGGAAAGCCUACAACCGUCCAGCCGACGACUCCCACAUCAGGAAAAAGUAUCUGGAUUUUUUACAGGAUUCAUAA